UAAGAAUGGAAGUAGUACAUGAACUUUUAAAAUUUUGCUACUAAUUCCUAAACAUAGUACAAUACACCCCUAAAUUGCUUUUUUAGCUGUGAACUUAAAGAGUAAUUAUUUUGUCCAGAUCAACCGGCCCAAUGGCCCAAGAAUACGGAAAAGCCGAGGCCUGAGUUCAGCCAAUCAGCCUUCCACGAACUGUGAACGACGAACGCCAAGAGAAGGAUUAAGGGGCCGUCUGCGUCUGCCUCACCUCUUCAGCAGUUCAGGCGUUCAGCCUUCACUCUUCAGGUCACUACUACUGCUACCAUCAAAUGGGUAACAAUAAGCAGAGACGAUUCAAGAACCAUCAUGGUCAAUCUAGACAGCCCCAUUAUCCGCUCAGUAACGAAGAGUCACUACCCGUUGAUUCAGGUGAAGAGGAGAAUAGACCACGCCCCAGUGUUCAGCUUGCUAUGUGGGAUUUUGGCCAAUGCGAUUCAAAAAAAUGCACUGGCCGCAAGCUUGCACGAUUUGGUUUGUUAAAGGAGUUGCGAGUCAACAGUGUCUUUAACGGCAUUGCUUUAAGUCCUGCUGGAACACAUUGCAUCUCAAGAGAGGAUCAUGCUUUAAUUGAACAGAAGGGGCUUGCAGUUGUGGAUUGUUCAUGGGCACGUUUGGAUGAUGUGCCUUUUGCAAAGCUACGGUGUGCCGCACCUCGUCUUUUGCCAUGGCUGGUAGCAGCAAAUCCAAUAAAUUAUGGCAAACCUUGUCAGCUUUCCUGUGUUGAGGCAUUAGCUGCUGGUUUAAUUAUCUGUGGUGAGGAGGAAAGUGCAAAUUUAUUGCUGAACAAGUUUAAAUGGGGCCAUGCUUUUUUGUCCCUCAAUAGAGAACUUUUAAAGGCGUACUCUGAUUGCAACACAAGUUCCGAUAUUAUCUCAACUCAAAAUGAAUGGCUCUCUAGGCAAAGGUCACAGGUCUCGCAAACCCUUGCGCAUGACGAUGCAAAAGAUGCAGAAUCUCAUGAAGGUGGUGAAAAUUCUUCUAACGACUCUGAUGAUGGUCUUCCACCACUUGAAAAAAAUAUGAAUCAUUUGAAUUUGGUGAAUGGUGAUGAAGAGAGUGAAUGAUGCGCUUUCCUUAGCGCAAUGAUCUAAAACGAUGCUUAUUGUCUUUUAUUAGUCAGGACAAGCCCGUGCCUCUCAUAACUGUCUUUUAUUAAUGUAUACUACUCCAUCCUUAAAUAGAUUCAACAUGUUGAAUGUUACACUAUUGACAUGUUGUACUUUGAUUGUAUUUUAUUUAUUAAUGUAUUAGAAAUUUAGUUUUUGAAAAAUAUUAUUAUAUUCCUCUCAUUUUAAAAUUUUGAAAUCUGAUUUUUUAAUAAUAAGGAAUACAAAUUGAGUCGACCGACUUAAGGGGAAUUGUUGUUUGAAUUGUUGGG
Messenger RNA from Cuscuta epithymum, 1414 nucleotides. NCBI's taxonomy places the organism in Eukaryota, Viridiplantae, Streptophyta, Magnoliopsida, Solanales, Convolvulaceae. The record is from the annotation of a GenBank genome assembly.